ACAAAAUAAAUAUCGGUGACAUUUGGCAUUGUUUUUUUUUAAAUAUUAUCCAAACUUCACAAUUCUGUAGCCAAAAUGUGGGAGCAGCUGGCAAGAUAUCGCAAUCACUUCUUGCAACUAGAGAUCAAGGAUGUUAUGAAGUCCACCUCCAUCAACACUCAACAGAAUCAAGAGCUGACUGAGGCCAUGGAAAAACGGGAGAUGUGUAAAUGCAUUCCUUAUCGCUGCAAAACGAGCUCCACUUACCUGGAUGAUCGGGCUAAGUUGGCCUAUGGCUGGUUUGCUUUGCCCAAGCUGAUGAAAGAAUUGGAUAGUGAUGUUCCCUUGACCCACUGGAAGGCAGUCGUCUCACUAACAGAUUUUCUCUUGAACCCGCUGAAUGCCCAAAGAGCCAUUAUUGAAAAGGACAUUGUGAGAAAAUUGAAAAAUGCAUUUAUGCGAAAGAGAUUGAAGCAUCACCAAGAGGAAUACCGAGAGGUGGAGAUGUAUCUAAGGAUAUAUAAUAUACUCUCACGUAAUUUGGAUGGUGCCGAAAAUAUAGCCAACCGCAAGUGUCUUAGGAUUGAGUUUUAUAAAAUCAUUAAGGAUCAGGAGUCGGUUAAAGAUGAUCUGGCUUCAGAGAUUCUGAGAAAUUUGACAGGCAAACCAAAAGUUCUAGGUAUUAUUCUAGAGGAUCCUGAGAACUUCGCUUCCUUGGCUGAAAUUUUCAAGCAGGAUCCCUGUCGUCCACAUUAUCCUCUACAUUUGUGGCACCAUCUUUGCCAUUUGAUGGAACUGGCUCCCGAGCAGGGAAUCGAGUUGGGGUUCUUUGAACUGCUGCACCCGAGGAUCCUGAAUCGCCUUCCCAACUUUUGGGAUAUGUCCACCAAGGCAUUUGCCUUGCUGCUUCGCUGCACUGAGGGUCAGCGUCGUUUCGACGAAGUGGAUGGUGUGAAGCUCCUGUACGAUGUCUUUGUCCAACCUGAUGAAAAUCAAAGGGUGCUGCUACCUCGUCAGAAGGUGGAGAACUGGGAGUACAUGGUGUUGGCCCUGCUCAAUGGUCUCCAUAGCAAAAAGGCCUUGUGGCGCAGCAGGGAGUUUACUCAGCUGCCAUGCUAUGUGGGUCGACUGAUGGUCGCCACGGUUGAUAAUCCUCGCCUGCAACUUUAUUGCCUUAAAGUGUUCCGGGAACUUGGAGUGAUGCCGUGUAUUAAACGCUAUAUCAUAGCCAACUGGUUGGAGGAAGUCUGCAAGCUGUUCUGCUUGGAUGCGGAGGCAGAAUGCGCCAGGGACUCGCUGGUCGAUUGGCUGCGUCGGGAUAUAGCCGAUAGUAGCUAAUACCCCUUACUUUCCUUUUGAUUUCAAUGUUUGUUAACCGAAAAAACAUAGAAUUUCUCCUUAUACCAACCGUUUAGAUAAAUCCAAACCGUUUCAAAACCACCCCUGAUGUCCCAAAGAGAAGCCGGUUAAGAAAGAGGGGUAAACUUCGUCGAGAGAGAGAGAGAGCUUAUUCUGCUAUCAGCUGUUUCAUUCUGUUGCAAAAUAAUGUAAAUUGUAGUAAAUACUGAACACCUCUCAAAUCUAUGGCAUGCACUUACAAAUUCCCUUUAAUGUUGCUAAACGGCUUACCAAUAAAAUCCCCUUUCUGUG
Molecule: messenger RNA, 1629 nt
Organism: Drosophila eugracilis
Lineage: Eukaryota; Metazoa; Arthropoda; Insecta; Diptera; Drosophilidae
Exons: 5
Coding region: 76-1317 (413 amino acids)
Source: RefSeq, a predicted model, not a curated record